Physella acuta is the source of this 2290-nucleotide messenger RNA. Its product is annotated as ADP-ribosylhydrolase ARH1. Gene Ontology annotation, biological process: protein de-ADP-ribosylation. The record is from RefSeq and is a predicted model, not a curated record. Lineage: Eukaryota; Metazoa; Mollusca; Gastropoda; Physidae. Gene Ontology annotation, molecular function: ADP-ribosylarginine-[protein] hydrolase activity; magnesium ion binding.
UAUAUCUAUUAUUAAUUAUUAUUAAUUAUUAGUUACUUCUUAAUACAAAUGGAUCAAAACAAACUAGAUCCUAGAUAACUUAAAUUCUUAAACUUCGUCAGAUAGACUAAGUCAAGUGAAGUCAAUUUUAAUUUAAGUAAGUCACUGUACUACACCAGUGAGAAUUGUAUUGCUAAUUUUAAACAAAUUUUGCAAUGACAUCUUCUGUAUGUGAGAGAUAUGUUGCUGCAAUGGUGCUAAGUGGUGUUGGGGAUGCACUGGGUUAUAAAAAUGGUGAAUGGGAAUUCUGUCACAGUGGAGAAACAAUUUAUGCAGAAGUUCUAAAGCUAAAUGAUGUGGAAAACAUUCAAGUAAAAUUGCCAGGGUGGAUGGUGAGUGAUGAUACAGUCAUGCAUUUGGCCACUGGAGAAGCUUUGGUUAACAGUAGCAAAGAUAAUGUCAGGGAAGACAUAUUUGUAUCCAUAGCAACCAGCUACAAGUUGUGUAUGAGGGAAAUGGCUGGACGAGCACCAGGCAUAACAUGCAUAAAUGGAGCCCAUCAAUUGAAACCACUCAGAAAAGAUGGCUACAGAAUACCUUUUAACCCAAGAGGUGGUGGAUGUGGGGGAGCAAUGAGAUCUAUGUGUAUUGGCCUCAGAUAUCCAAGGCCUGAAAACUUAGAAGAUUUGAUUGCAGUCAGCAUUGAGUCUGGACGUAUGACACAUAAUAAUCCUGUAGGCUACCUGGGCAGUCUGGCUUCUGCUUUGUUUACAUCAUACGCCAUACAAGAAAGGCCACUCAAUUCUUGGGGACGUGGUUUACUGGAUUGUCUACCUUUGGCCAUGAAGUAUAUUGAGUCUACCAAUCACUGUGUUCAGGAGAGCAAAGAUACUUGGAGUUACUUUGUUACUGCUUGGGAAAAUUACCUGAAAUCUCGGGGUAUUGCAGAUGGAAAGUCAGAUGUUGUUUUCCCACAAACUUAUGGGUUCAAAGAAAGGGAUAAGUUUGUCAAGAAAGUCAGCUAUGAUGGUUUUGGAGGUGCCAGUGGACAUGACGCACCAAUGAUAGCAUAUGAUGCACUACUUGGAGCAGGGGACAACUGGAAAGAACUCUGUUACAGGUCAAUGUUUCAUGGAGGGGACAGUGACAGUACUGGGGUCAUUGCUGCCUGUUGUUUUGGAGCACUGUACGGGUUCAAAAAUGUGCCAUCUGCCAAUCAUAUGCAUGUUGAAUUUAGACAAAGACUUGAAGAUGUUGGCAAUCAGCUAUACCAGUUAGCUUAUCCACAAGAAUAGAUGACAGAAAACUUCUUGUUAAUAGUCCAUAUCAGGGAUUACUUUAUGUACAGUUGUCUUUCAUCUAGCACAUUUAUACUUGUAUAUAUUUUUCUACUUUUUAUUUAGUGCAUGUUUUUCUAAAUUUUAUUAACAGCUUUAGUGGUGAUUCACUAAAGCUCAUUAUCAAUAUGUUGUGUUACUUAAUUUAAACCUGUUUGAAGAUAAAUGUGAUUUUUAUUUGUUUACAUUUUACCCUGAACUUGGUACGCUGUUACAAUUGGCACUAAAAUGACUUAAUUUAAUGCUUAUAUAAAGAGUAUUUAAUUUUUAUAUAUUAUACAAUGCUUUUUAUAUUAUACAUUUUUUUUUAUACUUUUACUGCCAUUGCUUGAUUAUAAUGAUGAUUUUCAAGAGCAAUAAUUAUUAAAACGUUUUUUUUUUGUAUUUUUUUAAAUAUUUUUUUGUACAAAUGUGAUUGUUUAGUAUAUGAAGUACACUUUGACCUGCUCCUAGUGAAAAUGGGUGCAGGAUAAAAUGGGUAUUGAUAUGAUUUUUUUUCAAUAGUUAAAUUAAAUCACUUUGUGUUUUGUCCAUUGAACUGACAUAAAAAUUUAAAAUGAGGAUGGAUAUCUCAUUAAUAAAUUGAUCGGCGUUGUCGAGUCGGCAAAGCUCAUGGUUGCUAAGCCGAAAAGUCUCGAGUUCGAACCCUCGGGCAGAUGAGGCUCGUUUGCUGGGGACAGCCACUCUUCUAGGAGAGACAACUCCAAAAUUAAACAACUGCUGCCUUGUAGUUUGUUCUUGGUUGGACAAAGGCUAUGGAAGCAAAUCCAACAAGAAAAGCAGGCUGAAAUCGGAGUCAAUGGCCUCAAUGGCGCAUAACCAGUUGACACGUAACGCUUAAUUGUGUUGGAGGCGUGGUCGAGUCGGCAAAAAGCUCAUGGUUGAUAAAUUCGAACAAAGUCUCGAGUUCAACCCACUGGCAGAUAAAUCUCGAUCUCCUUCAACACUAAUAAUUAAGAACGAAGAAGAAGAAG